Molecule: messenger RNA, 1761 nt
Organism: Psilocybe cubensis
Lineage: Eukaryota; Fungi; Basidiomycota; Agaricomycetes; Agaricales; Agrocybaceae
Exons: 1
Coding region: 1-1761 (586 amino acids)
Source: RefSeq, a predicted model, not a curated record
AUGAUUCACGGGCGAUCCACCACAAGUUCUCCACUCCUCGACUCAGAGAAGACCAACCAAGUAGACGAACGAGAACCUAACCAUAUUAAAAAUUCCGUUCCCCGGCGGGAUCGCGUCUCUAAAGAAAAUGUACCCCGCCGGUCUACUCGUAUCUCUUCCUCUUCCUUUACCUUUCCCACUCGCACUCUUCCCUCUCGCAGCUAUACAUAUUUUUCUACGCAAAGCUCAGACCGUCUACUCAAGCGUCUCCCCUCCCGUGUCGUCUCACAUAUAUUCUUCUUGGCUGUUCAAGACAACAAUAAUGUUCAAGACUCCGAAGACGGUAAAACAUUUACGUGGCAUCCUGCGAUCCUUCUCAGCGCUGUAUCUAAAGACUGGCGGGACGCUGCGCGGGCCACUCCAUCUCUAUGGACACACAUCGUCAUCAAUUUAAGUCGCCAUCACUUGAAGAUCGGUACCACCACCAAAAUGCUGAAACGGUCACAGAAUCUUCCUCUGACAAUGACAUUUCUGUCUGUCCCUCCCGAUAAAAACAACUUAAAAUUUAAAAAGCUGAUGGUAGUUGUCCAAUCACACUCGGACCGCUGGCACACCGUCGGUGUUCAUGAGCUAUCGCUCGAAUACGUGUUUACAGACCUGCGUUCCGUUCUUGCGCUGGAGUACCUGUACAUUGACCUCCCGGCGCAAAGUGUAUACAGCGCAUCUUGUAUGCCGCGAAUACGCUCCCGAUUCUCUGUGCUUCCCAAAUUCUUCUUCGCUCGAAACUGCUUUCCUGAAAAAUUACCUUUGCGCUGGGGAGGUCUGACACAUCUGGAGGUGUGCGGUGUCAGAGUCGAUGAAGUACUUAAAAUCAUUUCUCAGGCUCCUAAAAUCACGCAGCUCAUAGAACGCGUUGGACUUCUGCCUCCUAAAGACUCAUUCCGUCCCCCGUCUUCGCCCAUCGCUCAAAACUCUAUACGAUGCUUGGUGCUGAACGAGAUGGGCAUCUUGCUGAUCUCGAGUCUUCUGCAGUACAUCACUCUCGGGCCGCGGUUCAACUAUCUGGAUUUUACGUACAACAGUCAGCCAGGCACCAUCGACAUUCUCAUCGGCUUCCUCGAGCGCUCUUGCCCAAAUACGCCCUUGGACGUGUUCAUUUUCAGCUGUACCGUGGUCCCCCCGACACAUGUUCCACACGAUGGGCACUGGCUUGGGAAGCUGCAUCAGAUCACGCAUUUGAACUUGAACUUGUCGACGCAGCUUGGGGUGCAUGGUCUUCGGUGGUUGAAUUGUUUUUUUGAGAUGUUCGUUGCAGAGGAAGUUUAUUAUCGUUGGCUUCCUGUGCUGCAGCGCUUGGAUGUAACUGUACCGUUUGACUUGCCGCCACCGACAUGGUUAUUGCUUGCCCGUAUUUUUCCAUGUAAAAGGGGGUAUAUUGAACAGAAUAAUGAGGAGUCGAACAUGAAUUAUAGGAAUUCUAUUCUUUCUAUUGAUCAAGAAGGCACAAGCAACGAAAGACCGCUCAAAUACGUUAGAAUCAAGUCGGAAACAGGACAACAGCAAAAAAUAGCGUAUUUAAAACAGUUUGGAAUUAAGUGCCCACAGCCUCAGGUCGGGAAUGUCAGCGCCAAUGACGACGACAACGACUUGGAUGAUGGCCACGAAAAGUUGAUCAUGGGUGCUGAAGCUCUGGACCUCCUUCUUUCUGCGCGUAAAUCGGGGGUAACGUUAGAGUUGAUCAAUUCCAAAGGCCACGAUGUCCUCAACGGCACGAUGAUUUAG